AUGUCCAUUGAACAGUACAAGGCAUUGGCUGUCCAGGAGGAAUCAUAUCCCGACUCCUUUGUAUCGUUGGUGCAGCACUAUUGGGCAGCACUGGUUUCAUCUACGAGAAGAACUCCAUUGGAGCAAUUACUCUUUGAUGACGAUGAAACGUUCAAGGCCCCCUUAACCACAAAGUACGGUCAAUAUAUCCAUUUGGAGGAUGUAGGGGAUGUGUUUACGCUGGAUAUUCCACACCCUACGAAGGACAAUGACGUCCCCAUAGUUGUAUUCAUCCAUGGGCUAGGUGGUAAUCUACAACAGUUUGACUACCAAAUUGAAGAGUUUUCACAGUUUGCCCAUAUCGUUGCAUUGGACCUACCAGGAAGCGGACACAGCGUGAAUUAUGAAAAGGAUAAGUUUAAACUGACACUGGAGAACUUUGCCAAUGUCGUUGAAUCCAUAUUGAAGAGAUUGAACUGUUACGAUAAGAAGAUCAUUCUUGUGGGCCAUUCUUACGGUACUCAAGUGUGUAUCAAGUUGUGCAAUUCUUUACCACAAGUAGUAACCACAGUUUUCUUAGCACCUCCAAAGAUUGGCUUCAAGAGAACCAGAUGGCAGACCUAUAUCCUACAAUUCUUCCUACAGUUCCCAUGGGCUUUUAACAUCUUUAGAAAAUUGGAUAGAGUCAACAACAUCGAGUCCCAUUCCUUAAAGAGACUGUUUGCAAAGGAUACAACAGCCUCAGAUUUCAUCAAGUUCAAACAGUUCAAGUUCAACAUCUCAACCAAUUCUGAGAAUGUGCUAACCCAUGCGCUGAGUUGGGUCCCCCUGACUGUUGAGGAAAUCUUGGAGAUGUACUCCCAAUUGACAAAGAACAAUGCACAGUUGGUGAGACUUGUUGGGCUCUAG
This is a messenger RNA of Williopsis jadinii, 888 nucleotides long. It is a transcript of the gene LDH1, whose product is annotated as triacylglycerol lipase. The transcript has 2 exons. Lineage: Eukaryota; Fungi; Ascomycota; Saccharomycetes; Phaffomycetales; Wickerhamomycetaceae. Bases 1 to 888 code for a protein of 295 amino acids. The record is from RefSeq and is a predicted model, not a curated record.